UUUUCAAUUUGGUUGACAAAAAAAAGAAAAAUUAUCUUCCUUCAUGUGGUGGUAAUGUGUGCCAAUGAAUUAAUUCGUGAAAUUUAAUUUCCUAGCGAAGUUUAGCAGCUCCUCCGAAAUUCCAAGAUAUUUCCAAUUGUGUACUUUAAAAACAGAUUAAGAUGUUGAUGCCCAAGAAAGAACGUAUGGCUAUUUACGAGCACCUCUUCAAAGAAGGAGUCAUGGUCGCAAAGAAAGAUUUCCAUGCUCCCAAACACCCUGAAUUAGACACUAUUCAGAACCUUCACGUCAUUAAAGCUAUGCAGAGUUUGAAAUCCAGAGGAUACGUGAACGAACAAUUUGCUUGGAGACAUUAUUAUUGGUAUUUGACAAAUGAUGGUAUCCGUUAUUUGAGAGAUUUCUUGCAUUUACCCCCAGAAAUUGUUCCAUCGACUUUGAAAAGACAACCGCGUCCCGAAACUGCUCGUCCUAAAACUCCAGCUGCCAGACCAGAAGCUGGCCGAUCCGCCGAAGAUAGAGCUGGAUAUAGACGUUUACCUGGUGGUCCUGGUUCUAGCAGUGAUAAGAGAACAGACGUUGGUCCAGGAGCUGCUAAUUUAGAAUUCAGAGGUGGUUAUGGAAGAGGACGAACUCCACAGUAAUUUUGUACCGUAAAUUUUGUUUUAAAUACAAUCUAAUUUACUAAAUA
Planococcus citri (citrus mealybug) is the source of this 688-nucleotide messenger RNA. RefSeq names its product Ribosomal protein S10b (gene RpS10b). The record is from RefSeq and is a predicted model, not a curated record. The transcript is spliced from 5 exons. Gene Ontology annotation, cellular component: cytosolic small ribosomal subunit. Bases 162 to 641 code for a protein of 159 amino acids. Lineage: Eukaryota; Metazoa; Arthropoda; Insecta; Hemiptera; Pseudococcidae. Gene Ontology annotation, molecular function: RNA binding; structural constituent of ribosome.